GAAAACAAAACACUAUCUCCUACUGACCCCCCCCCCCCCCCCAUAAGCAAAAAGCUGGUCCCUUGUAAGCAGAGCUUGGAGACAGCCGCUCAGACUAACUGAUAGCUGAAUGUUUCCUUUGGAAAGAUGUGACGCUGGCAGAAGCAGCCUUCGGACGGAUCAUUUUGCUUCAGCCCUCGAGGCCUUCCGCCUAGAUUUGAGGGUUGAAUGGAGUCGUUUUAUGAUUUACUCGACUGGCAAGGCGCUUGUUUACGGCAGCGAUUUGUGAGCAGCGUUGAGUGAGAGGCUUUUGGCAGAAAACGCGAUCGCUAUUUUUGGAUGUCAAGUCUCUAUUGGGCAUUAGGGAAGAGGCUUUGUCCGUAAUGAACCUCCAUUAUGUGGAGGAAAAGCACACGUGAAACAUUGCUCACUUACAGUCGAGUGAAGGCAGCAUUUCUCUUUACGGGGCCUUAUUCGAUGUUAGGCAACAGUUUCCUUCUCAGGAGAACUAUCCUAUCUGCUCUGAUAUGUAAGAGCUAUAAGAUAUAAACACAGUUACAUACAAAGUGAGUUUCAUGUAAACCUUGAUAUUUAUGACAGCAGGACAAAAGAAACUCUGCUGAACGUUGCAUUUUACUUCCUCGCCUCACUUUGCUUCUGGCUCUAUUCCUCUCUUCUGUGUAGCAGCAGUAGCUCUUGAGCUAUUGAGACAUAAAACACUGAGGGUUUUAGGUUUCUCCCCCUCUGUUUCUGACCCUGCAUUAUUAAUGUUACUUGCCCUGUCUCAUUUCCUUCUCUUUGCAAAUUAAUUGGUUGCUAAUUGAAUCUGAGAGCUAAUGUUAGAGUAUUACUCACUCACUUUCAGAUUGCCUUAAGGUGCAAGUUAAGUUAUCGUCGGACUUUUAUUGAUCUCUUGAUAUUCUAUAAAUGUUCUAUAAAACCGGCUAAAUGCGUUUUUAUUAAUAUGGCUUCAUACAGUGUCAAACAUGGGAUCAAUAGUGCUUUUAGUGAAGCUGUUGCUAUGCUGAUAAAAGCUUAUUUUUAUCAGAAAAAUCGAAAUAUUUUUCCUCUAUUCUUUUCAUUUUAAAUUGUAUUAUGAAUUUUUUUUUUUUUAACGUUUUCAGGGUUUGGGUUUUAGACACCUGAACAGAGGUACAGUAGCUCCCCCUCAUGGUACCUGGUGUAACCUGCUCUAGCAGACACCGGUGCUUAUCUUACUGCUGACUCGCUAGAAAUGCAACUAUUGACUGUAGACCUCAAGAAAACACACGAUACUGCAAGAGUCAAGAGAAGAAACCCUCUAGGCCUGAACACAUUUUGAGUCUCUGUUGCUCUUCCAACAGGUGAGGGCGUGGCUGGGAGCGAGAGUUGUAAAGUCCCCAGAAUUACACCACAUGGAGGUCAAAGGACAUCUGAUCACAUCCAUGGGUUUGGGGGCUCCUGAUGUUCAAGGCUGCCAGGACAGCAAGCUGCAGGCUGAGAGGGUUGCAGCUCUGCAAGAGAGGAAGCAGGCCCUGGAGGCUCUCCUCAACUCCAGAGUGGGAGAGCUCAAACAAGUCUGUUUGCAGGAAGCAGAGCUGACUGGGAAGUUGCCACAUGCCUUCCCCCUGGAGACGGGAGAGAAACCCCCACCGGUGCAGCGCAGAGCUGGCCUGCUGCCCAACGCCAAGGCAGAGGAUGAGGCGGCCCAAAGAAAGCAGAUGAAAGCCAUCUUCACUGGUGCUCUGUACCGACACUCGGAAUCAGACCGAAAUAUCCCAAAUAGCAAGAGGACAGUUCACCGGGGGUGUCACACAGAGGACACUGUCAUGUCAGAGAGUACAAGCUCCAUGUCAGAUUCAACAUCCCAUGACAACGAGUCGUCUCCCAGUGUGGCGGCUGACCAGCGCUCUCUGUCUCAACCCCGGCUCACAGUGGGCAGCCCCGACCACAGGAUCAGCAGGAAGCUGUCGCCAGUCGAGAUCUACUACGAGAUGAGGACACGCCGCAACUCCGUCACAAGCUCUGUCAGCCCGGCUCACUCUUUACCGAGAAGUGCAUCCAACAUCGAAGGCAGAAGUGUUCCAGCUACUCCUCUGUUGGCCCGAACCGCGCCAAUCAGCGUUCACGUCAGGUCGGAUGCGUCGGGUGGUAAUGGGUUGAAGCAGUGGUCUGGCAGCCUGGAUGUGCCCUAUAUGAUUCCGCUGGCCCAGGAGGGCUCUUCCUCUGACCGCCGAGGCUGCCCUUACAGCUCCCGGGCCAGGCGCAGUAACAGUUCCGAGGCCCUGCUGGAUAGAUCCAGCCUCCCUGACGAUCCUGCUCCCAGAAACGGGAUGCCCCCCAGAGGAGGGCCCUACAAGAGCUCAGAGACACUGACUGAUGGCAAGCUACGCCACAUUCACCUGGGCAGCCCCGAGAGACAUGCCGACGGCUCUGUGGACCAGGCCAAAAUGCGUCUGUCCAUGGGCGACAGAGCGGCCGGCGGAGGCUACAAUGAGCUGUUGAUGGACUAUAUCUGGGGCAAACAGCAGAGGGUGCAAGUGCAGCAGCCCCUGUACCAGUCCACAGGCAGGAUCUGGCAGGACAUGUCCUCUCCUCGCUCCUCCACCGCGGCGGUGCCUCCUCAUGCCAACGGCUUCUCCCAUUCCCAGGUGAACCUCCCCAGCGCCGCGCCUCCUUACAGCCCCAUGGUCCUUCGAGGGUCCCAAGCUGAGCUGCGCAGGGUCAAAGUCACCAGAACCAAAUCUUGUGGACCCUUUAUUCCUUUGCAGCAACAUCCCCAGGAUGCCAUCCUGCUCUCAGCGUACGAGUCUCCCCUUCCUUCCUCUGGCACCACCACAUCCUCCAUCCCCAACUUACACCCCUACCAGACCGAGCUAUCUGGCCCCUCCUUCAGCCGCAGACCCCCGCAGUACUCUCUCCCGACCCCAGAAGACUCGACGCGAAGCUUGCAUAAAGCCCUGGCUCUGGAGGGACUGAGGGACUGGUACCUGAGGAACGCCCUUGGCUACCCUCCCGCUGCCUCGAAGGGCCACGAGGCGGGGAUCUCGCGCCUCUCGCACCCCCACCCGCUGGUGCACCAGGCCCAGUCUGUUCAAGGGGAACCAGCCAACCUCCAAAGGUCUCAGAUACCCCAGUCAGCCAGCUUCCACGGUCACCCGCUGCAUGGAAGGUCGAUGGAGUUCUCUCUCUAUCAGGAGACUCCUCAUUCACAGAUGCAAGAGGUGACCCCAAAGGAACCCAGUGCAGACCCAGGCACCCUAGUCUGAAGCAGCAGAACACACAUACACACACACACACACACUACAUGAUCUGAGCAGAAACACUGUAGCCUCACACACACACACACACACACACACACACACUACAUGAUCUGAGCAGAAACACUGUAGCCUCACACACACACACACACACUACAUGAUCUGAGCAUAAACACUGUAGCCUCACAGACACCCACAUUCACUCAGACUCGCAUUGUCACACACGCACACACAGACGAGUUGAUACAAUGUGACCUCAACAGCAAAGCAAAACACGGCAACCUCAGCAGAAAGAGACUGGAAUAUACGACAAACUGUAGCUGUACAGUGUGAAAAAGCCUUGGCAAGUUCCCCGUGUUCUAACAGAUCCCACCAGUAUAUGGACUUCAAACCCAGUAUUCCCACGUGGAUGUGCACUGGAGUUGACUCAUCUGAUAACACUAUGGUCAUGCUGUACUUAAUAUAUCAAUAUUUCUGGUCCAACACGAGCAGUAAUUUGCUUCCUGAUAACCCUGAAAAGUCUCCCCAAGAUAUACUUUUUUACAGAAUAUAUACAACUCUAAAUUACUAUUUUGUAUCUUCUGAGAUAUAAAGAACAACUAUAUGAAAGAGGUAAUUUAUUGCUCAUUGAUCUUGUGAUACACAAAGAUGUGAGCUCACAUAAUUUGAAAAGCAUUAAUACAUGCCAGUGAAUGUGUGUUUGUAAACUAUAGCAAAAGUCAGUCUUCAUCUGCCGUUAAUUUCACAGCCAUUUGUAUUUUUUUCAUGUUUGAUAAAUGAGAGGGGCCAUGAACUGUAGUGUACCGGUGUAGCAGACGGGAGUGCCUACGUGUUUUAUUAUCCAAACUAAACCGUGGUUAGAAACCUUCAAAGUGCUUUCUAAUAAUCUGAAAUGCUAGCAUUAAGCCUUUGUGAGUAAAGUCUAAUCGAAAACUGAAAGCGGUUCAAGAUGUCAUGAAAUUAGGGUGUUUGGAAUGAUGUCAUAUAUAUUGUGAUUUUUCAGUAUGUUUUCUAGAUUCAGCUUAGUGCUGGCCAGUAAAGCUUUCUCUGUGCUGACCUUGAAAGAACAAUUAGACCAAACCCGAGGGCUGUUGUGAGACCUACUGUAUGGCAGUAGCACAUGAUUGUAUGACAACAAUUUACUCACAUCAAAUCCGUCUUUUCCUGCAUUUAGUUGUGGAGGAUUUGAGCGUCGUAUGGAGCACUUUAUGAACAUCUUAAGCCUUAAUUCCCUUUGAAAUUGUCACCAAGAGAGAUGUCAAGCAGUAGACAAGGUUUAUAAUUGGGGGAAGAAAAUAAGGAAAUUAAGUUUUGUCAACAUCUACUGAAGGUCUAUCUGAGAGUGAGUCUGUAUAUAGAGUGGGGGUGUACUGAUGAGUUUCAACUUUUAUUCCUGUACUAACAAUGUAAUUUUUAAACUAACCACAUGAUAAGUAUUUAAUCAAAAUCCCCUCCCAAGUGAGCACUAUUUAAUUGGUUGUAAAAAGUGAGGUUGGCGGUGUGGACAGAAUAGGGCUGCUGCAGUUUUGAAUGACGGUGUGAGCGGGUCUCAUACCAGUACAUUUGUUAAUGAGAAUUCAUGCUGGCUGAUUUUUUUGUAUUUGUAAUGAUUUCAAUGCAUUUCAUGUGCUUGGUUUUGUGUUGUUUCAAAAAAGAAAAAAAACGUUAAGUUUUUUUUCAGAGUAGUUAUGUGUCAUAAUAUAUUUCUAGGUAAUCAGUCUUAACAGUAUUGUAAACACCCGAAAGAUUAGAAUAAUUCAUGAAAUCCUCAAGGGAACUGAAAGUAAAUGUCUUAGUGUCGACAGAACAUUUUUAAGCCACCCCCCCCUGUUUAUUGUACUUGAUCUUUGGCCAUUUUAGAACUCAUUUGAAUGUAAUUCUUUACGUUUGUCAUAAAUGAUGUUGUUUUCUACUCUGUUACAAAGUGUAGCACACAGUGGAAUGUUACCUGGUUCCUCCUGCUGUCUGAUGUGUUCACAUCCAGCUUCAUAGAGCUUCUUCCUGCUGGUUAAAACCUGAAAUCAAAGACCAAACUGCUGUGCACUGGGGGUCGUAAAUGUAUUUUUCAUAUAAUGUACUCAGUAAGUUGAAAAUGAAUGGUAUAAAUUUAGCUCUAAAGCAAAUUUAUUCCAACUAUAUUAUAUUUAUGAACCUAUAACAUUUUGUAGCUAUCUACUGUAGCUCUUUCUCAUCAGUGCGGGAAUUGGUAAUGUGUGUUAAAACAAGUUCAUUCAGCAGCGUAACGUGUUCAUAUUUGAUUAUUCUUUUUUUUAUAUUUAAAUGCAGCUGUUUUCCCUUUCCCUCCUCUCUUCAUACCCAGGCCUGUGAAAUAAGACUAAAUAGGCCCGCCCUAUACUGUAUGUAUGAGACUGUGCAUUCACUCUCAAUAAAGUGUCAUGUUGAAAUGAA
Molecule: messenger RNA, 5627 nt
Organism: Anarrhichthys ocellatus (wolf-eel)
Lineage: Eukaryota; Metazoa; Chordata; Actinopteri; Perciformes; Anarhichadidae
Gene: ccdc120b
Product: coiled-coil domain containing 120b
Exons: 9
Coding region: 1374-3227 (617 amino acids)
Source: RefSeq, a predicted model, not a curated record